Molecule: messenger RNA, 1278 nt
Organism: Olea europaea var. sylvestris
Lineage: Eukaryota; Viridiplantae; Streptophyta; Magnoliopsida; Lamiales; Oleaceae
Product: protein SRC2-like
Exons: 1
Coding region: 139-1071 (310 amino acids)
Biological process (GO): defense response
Source: RefSeq, a predicted model, not a curated record
UCAUCAAAAUGGAUACUACAGUGUUAUUCAUAUAUCUUCGUCCCUCUCUCUAUAACUACAGUGUUAUCCAUAAAUCUAUAAGAUACUACACUGAACUCAAAAUUUCUUUGGUUUAUUUAGUUCAUUAAAAUCAUCAAAAUGGAUUCUCGUACAUUGGAAAUCAACGUUAUGUCUGCAAGGGAUCUAAACAAAGUCAACCUCAUCAUGAAAAUGGACGUGUACGUCAUCGUUUCAAUCUUCGGCGGGGACAAGAAAUCGAAACAGAAGACCAAAACGCCGGUGGAUAACGAUGGAGACAGCAAUCCCACUUGGAAUUUUCCUAUAAAGUUCACGGUGGAGGAGGUGGCGCUCAAGCAAAACCGCCUGAAUCUUGUGUUCAAGCUUGUGUGUCAGCGUGCACUGGGGGAUAAAGACGUUGGUGAAGUGCAUGUGCCGUUAAAAGAGCUUCUUGAAUCUCCGACGGCUGCCGGCGGAGGCGGGGAUGGGAAACAGCAGAAGUUUGUGAGCUAUCAAGUGAGGAAACCCAGUGGGAAGCCUAAAGGGAAACUCACUUUUUCGUACAGGUUUAUUGAGAAAGUUGCCGGUGGGUUUGCAGCGGCGCCACCAGUUCUUCCGCCUGUUGCGACAAAAGUUGAAGAUGACAAGCCUGUCACCGCUUUUCCAGCAAAUCCGAUGAUGGCAAGACCUAGUUCUAUGUAUCCUCCGCCACCGCCUGUAGGGUAUCCUCCUUAUCCAAUUGCUGAGGGAAAUGCGCAGUAUCCACCCCCGCCACCGCCGCCUGGAGGAUAUCCUCCUCCUCCUUCCGGAUAUGGGUACCCACAACCACCUCCACCCUCUUAUGGUGGAUACCCGCAGCCUCCACUGCCAGGAUAUGGGUACCCCCAACCACCACCACCACCACCACCAGGGUAUGGCUAUCCGCCGCAGCCGGCGGUACAGCCGCCAAAAAAGAACAAAUUUGGCAUGGGACUAGGUGCCGGACUGCUAGGAGGUGCUAUUGGCGGGCUGUUAAUUGGAGAUAUGAUUUCGGAUGCAGGGGAUUGUGGCUUUGAUGGUGGAUUUGAUUUUUGAUUUUUGAUUUUACAUUUUCUUUACUUCGUUGUUAUUAGUUAUUAUUAUGUGGGUGUAUUUCAGAUUUGGGAGCUGCCAAGCUUUUGCCUUUUGGAGUAAGUUGCACCGUAUAUAUUUAUAAAAAGGUUGAACCGUAUAUUUAUAUGAUGUAAGAAAGUUGUGCAAUGAUUUUUUAUCAUCAAGAUGUUAUUAGACGAUCAGUUGGAA